UCGCAUUUUUCCGCCACUGAUUCAUGACGGUUUUGGAGCCAGUCCGCGCACGGGUACUAUACACACCGGCGGCGCUUUUCGCGAAAACCAUCCAUUUUCUCUCUUUUUUUUAUGGUUGUUGUUGUUGUUGUUGUUUUGGAUUUAGUACCUACGGUUAGAUGUGCUGUUCGAUCGGUGACUAUUCUCUGGGUUGGCGAACAUGGAUAUGAGACCGAUUUGGGGCGGGUAUCCAUUUCAAGGUCAAGGACGCGUUAAUCAACUCGGCGGCGUUUUCAUAAACGGAAGACCGCUUCCGAAUCACAUCCGGUUGAAAAUCGUCGAGAUGGCGGCCGCCGGAAUCCGACCGUGUGUCAUUUCGAGACAGCUGAGAGUUUCGCACGGUUGCGUGUCGAAAAUACUGAACAGGUACCAGGAGACUGGAAGCAUCAGACCAGGCGUCAUCGGCGGAUCCAAACCUAGAGUCGCGUCCACGGACGUUGAGGCCAGGAUUGAGCAGCUGAAGAAGGAGAAUGCCGGCAUCUUUUCAUGGGAGAUCCGAGAGAAGCUACUGAAGGAGGGUGUUUCCGAGCCGCCCAGCAUUUCAGCGAUAAGCAGAUUGUUGAGGGGCAACGGAAGACGAGAGGAUCCAGACAGCAAGAAAGAUUACACAAUCAAUGGAAUAUUGGGCGGACGAGAAGACGACAGCGACACCGAAUCCGAGCCGGGAAUCCCGCUAAAACGUAAACAACGCCGUUCCAGAACGACGUUCUCCGGCGAGCAGCUGGAAGCUCUGGAACGCGCCUUCGGCCGUACCCAAUAUCCCGACGUGUACACCAGGGAGGAACUCGCCCAACAGACCGGCCUCACAGAAGCCCGAAUUCAAGUUUGGUUCUCGAACAGGAGGGCGCGUUUGCGUAAGAAUUCCGGCAAUCCGAACUCGACGAACCCUUUGACCUUUCCCAGUUUACCAUUCACUAAUGUCUCGUGUCAGUAUCCCGCUGACGGACAGCACGACUGGCGGAACGCCCAGUUGCACAACUACAACAUGUUCCAGCACAAUUACAACCAAGAGUACGCCCGGUCGGAUUACUCGUCAUUGUUCGACGCGAACUACGCUUUGGCUCAAGCGCAAAUCAACCAGGCACAAGUCGGCGCCUCCAGCAGGAUGAAAGAGGACAAAGAAUUGGAGCUGAGCAACGAUGGGGCUGGAAAUAGUGCCGGGCCAAGUUCCGAAUGGAAAGGUACCACCGAUUGGCAGAACAACGUGAUGGCCAUGCAGGAUGUUAAUCAGUUUCCGAAUCCGGAAAGUUUUGCGCAAGGACACUACAAUGUCAAGCAACAGAACUAUUGGGCUUAGUGGUGUGAUUGUUUAAUGAUGUGCAAUUCUGUUUAUGGGUUAGUUGCUAAGUGCCUUUUAUAAAUGACACUUGAUUUAUGUUUUGCGCAUAGUUCUGUAUAUUUUUUGGUUAUAAGUUAAGUAGAUAAUAUGUUUAAAUGAAAUUAUUUGUGAAUAAUUAAGAUAAUAAAGAAAACAAAUUAUAUAUUGUGCUUAUUUUAACUGUGUAACUGUGUAACUGUUGUAAAAGAGCUAAUUACACACUUUAGUAUGAAAAUUUAAACUGUACAUUGUAAUAAUUUGAAAAAUGUUUUAAUGUAA
This is a messenger RNA of Aethina tumida (small hive beetle), 1636 nucleotides long. RefSeq names its product protein gooseberry-neuro. NCBI's taxonomy places the organism in Eukaryota, Metazoa, Arthropoda, Insecta, Coleoptera, Nitidulidae. The transcript has 5 exons. Gene Ontology annotation, biological process: regulation of transcription by RNA polymerase II; anatomical structure development. The record is from RefSeq and is a predicted model, not a curated record. Bases 200 to 1336 code for a protein of 378 amino acids. Gene Ontology annotation, molecular function: DNA-binding transcription factor activity, RNA polymerase II-specific; RNA polymerase II cis-regulatory region sequence-specific DNA binding.